Messenger RNA from Drosophila kikkawai, 2159 nucleotides. RefSeq lists its product as uncharacterized. The record is from RefSeq and is a predicted model, not a curated record. Lineage: Eukaryota; Metazoa; Arthropoda; Insecta; Diptera; Drosophilidae.
CUCGUCAAAGCGAGAGCUGUAGCAAUAGCAAAACGAAAUACUACGGGAGUAGCGUAGUUUUUCAAACGCUGAUUGAUUCUUAAUAGUCAAAGUUAAAAAUAUUUUUUUAAUUUUUAUUUUUUUAAUUCUCUUGAAAUAUAAUUUAUUUUUUCAAGUGCAUCCACCGGCAUCGAUGCCAUAGAGUGACCAUACGUACAGAGGUUUUUUCGAACGGGCAAACAACGGUCACACUGGAAAAAAAGCAACUCAAGAAUCAGAAUUGCGAAUUGCCAUUUGUGAUUUUGGGUCAAAUCAACAGACAAUGAAGCUGCUUCCAUUGCUCUGGCUGCUGUGCGGCCUGCUCCUGGUAGUCGCCGACCAGGAUCCACCGGUUGCCUCGGCCCCCAAGGCUCCCAUUGCUGGCAAUGGCACUGUUGCGACAUUGGGAAAUGCCACUUCGCCUGCUGCUGGCGCAACAGGAACUCCCAUAGCAGCAGGAGCGCCUGCAGAUAAGGCUCAGACCAACAACAACCAAUCGCCGCCCAAGGCUACCCAAGUUGAGCAGCAGCAGCCCAAGGAAGCCACUAAGACCUCGCCAGCGCCGGAGAAUGUGGGGAAGAACAGGAAGCGCACGGAUACGGACACCCCCAAGGCCGCAGGAAACGCCCCAGUAGCUGCCUCGACUCCCAAGCCUGCCGCAGUGGAGACGAAGGCCAGCACACCUGCUGCAGCAGCAGCCCCAGCAUCAACAGCAUCUUCCUCCAAGCCAAAAGCAAUCGAAAACUCUCCAACGGUCACCAAACCCGCGACGGCGGCCAAACCGACUGCCGGAUCAGCCAUUGUGUCGGAGGGCCAAUCAAUGAAGGAUGUCACCAAGGCGAACAAUGCAACCACCCACUCAGGCAGCACCAGCACCACGACUUCCACUUCCAAGACCACCAUUAAGACAACCGCAAAGCCCACUAAGCCACCUGUGGUCUUCAGCAUGGGCACUCACGGCGAGUGGGAGAAGGAACAGGAACAGGAGAAGGGAAAGCCCGGUGACAAGCCGCCAUUGCCCAAGCCCGUCUCCACUCUAGCCGAGCCAAUGGUGGUGCCCCAGGUGCAGGAAUUAACCGGAACCCUAGCUGAUCGCGGCGACACCAGCUACGUGGUGCCAAUUGUGACGGUGCUGCUGACAGUACCCCUGGCCAUUGGCGUGGGGACCAUCAUGUAUCGCCGCUUCCGUGACAUGUGGAGUACCCGGCACUAUCGUCGCAUGGACUUCCUGGUGGACGGCAUGUACAACGACUGACGAAGGCGAAGUCAGACAGGCAAGAGCAGCGCCGGCGGCUCCUCUUCUGCGCCAGCAAUGCCACGAAUUUGUUAACCCCCUGCGAGGAGUUUCAGCCAUCUGAUAAUUAGUUGUUAAAGUUGUACGUUGACUUGAUGCUUGCAUCAAAGAUGCAAGAUCUCUUGAUGGGACGCACGAAAGAGUGAGAGUGAGAGGAGAACUAGGAUAUUGCUCAGUCAAUUAAAAAAGGAGAAACGAAACGAGGAUAAUAUUCGGCUAAAUUGUAGCGUGGCUGGGGGGGAAUCCCCCCUCUCCAAGCGGCCAAAUUGAAAGUGAAACUGAUUUUAAAAAGCAAAAAUUGAGAUGUCAAGAAUUUUAUUUUAAUUUUUUUUGUGUGCGUACGUUUUAAGCAUUUCUUACCGAUAAGAGAGCGCAGACAUACAUUUGUAUAUGUAUCUGCUCAGAAAGAGACUAUUGCAUUAAUAUACACCAGCUAUUGUAUAUUGUAUAUUGGAAGCUGCGACCAAAUUGUAUCGAACUAUCAUCCAUCAAGCGCAAUUAGCAAUCACUCAUUCAGUCUAGGAUCUUAACAUUAACCGAAAAGUGCCUUACGAAGCAUCUAUAUAUAUGUAUACACUCUCUGCUACAACUCCAAGGCGACAGGACUUUCUUUCGAGAUGAAUUCCACGCAUUUACUUAACUCAAAAAAAAAAAAAAAAAAAAAAACAAAGCAGCAGCAGAAACCAAAACAAAAACACAACUCAACUCACAAGCAAUCGGCCUGAAACAAGCAAAAUUUAUUGCAUUACGAUAUAUAAUAUAUUUAGUAUAUACAUAUAUUUUUUGUUGUUAUCAAAUGUAACAAUUACAAUAAAGCGAAAGGCAGUCAAAUCAAAUUUCAAGCGAA